AUGUCAAAACAUCAAGCUUCGAACCACCAAAGCUACCGAGCUAUCCGCGCAGUCUACACAACAACAACUAUCACCGUUUACCAAGCCUACCCCGCCGAAAUUGCCAACCCAGCACUCGCAGCCCAGAAAUUCCAGCCACCUUUCUCCCGCACUCGGAUGACCUGGAUCAAACCCUCAUUCCUAUGGAUGGCGUACCGCAGCGGAUGGGCAACAAAGCAGCGCCAAGAGCGCGUGUUAUCUAUUGAGAUUACUCGUGAAGGAUUCGAAUGGGCCCUUGGGAAUUCGUGUUUGAGUCACUGGUGUGCCAAAGGGGAGGAAAGCGCCAUGGAUAAGGAGCAAUGGAAGCAGCAACUGCAAGCCAGUCCCGUCCGUGUCCAGUGGGAUCCUGAGCGUGAUUUCCGGUUUCGCCCCUUGGACCAUCGUGCUAUUCAGAUUGGACUUGACCCUGAAGCCGUGAAGAAAUAUGUUGACGAAUGGAUUGUUUCCAUUGUGGAUGUCACGGACACGAUACACCAAAUCAGCGCACUUGUACAGGCGGGCAAUCUCGAGGCCGCAAGAAAGCUUUUGCCCGACGAACAGGUUUAUCCAUUGUCGGAUGAAUUAAAGGAGAUACUGCACGCUUCGCCGUAG
This is a messenger RNA of Penicillium argentinense, 630 nucleotides long. Its product is annotated as DUF4291 domain-containing protein. The transcript has a single exon. The record is from RefSeq and is a predicted model, not a curated record. NCBI's taxonomy places the organism in Eukaryota, Fungi, Ascomycota, Eurotiomycetes, Eurotiales, Aspergillaceae. The coding region runs from base 1 to 630 and encodes 209 amino acids.